Molecule: messenger RNA, 486 nt
Organism: Camellia sinensis
Lineage: Eukaryota; Viridiplantae; Streptophyta; Magnoliopsida; Ericales; Theaceae
Source: RefSeq, a predicted model, not a curated record
AUGCGCGAUACCAUUGAUGAUCGAGGGCCAGUUUUUGACUAUGAUGUUAGAAAGCCUAGGCAUUCUAAAUGUCGUCAAGUUCAUGCAGAAACAGCAGAUGGUAAAGUGACUUAUAGUUGCAAGGGGUUUGAAAACACUGGAAUUUUAUGGAGACGUGCGCUCUAUGUCCUAGAUUUCUUAUACAUAGAGAGAAUCCCAACUCAAUACAUUUUAGAGAAGUUAAUUAAAAAUCCUAGGAAUGUCAAGGUGGAAGACAUUCAUGGACAAAAAUAUCCCGAAUUGCUUUAUGAUAAACUACACAACAUGUUAGGAGACAUGAAGGAAGAAAACUCAAGUGAAACUGAUGAUGAUAAGGCCUCCAAGAUUCCUUGUGAAAGGGAGAGAGCUAUGGAUGUGAAUGGUUCGGGAAACGCAAAUGCUACAGAGGACAUAGGAAUGAAGAAAACAAUGGACUCUAAUGAGGAAUUGGAGACCAAAAAGGGUUAA